Messenger RNA from Phragmites australis (common reed), 1604 nucleotides. RefSeq names its product AMSH-like ubiquitin thioesterase 2. Gene Ontology annotation, cellular component: endosome; membrane. Bases 442 to 1272 code for a protein of 276 amino acids. Lineage: Eukaryota; Viridiplantae; Streptophyta; Magnoliopsida; Poales; Poaceae. The transcript has 9 exons. The record is from RefSeq and is a predicted model, not a curated record. Gene Ontology annotation, molecular function: protein binding; metal-dependent deubiquitinase activity; K63-linked deubiquitinase activity. Gene Ontology annotation, biological process: protein K63-linked deubiquitination.
ACGCAAUCCACGGUCCCACCAAAACCGAUGCACCGCACCGGCCACCGUCACGGUCCAGCCGUCCACACCGCACCGGCACCCCGCCGCGCUGCACCCUGCACCCACGUCUGGCCUCAUCCUCAGCCGCCCGCAGCGCCCCGGACUUCUCGUCCCUAUCCUGAAUCCUCUCUCGCUCUCGCCCGCCGCUCUUCGUGAUGUGCGCGGCAUGCACGACAGCGACGUGGUCCGUGCGGGCGUCCAUCCAGAGCAGAGCCCCGGGUCCGGGUGGAUUCUGUUCGCGUCAGGGUAACGGCGCGCGCCCGUCGCUUGCCUCUCCCCUUCUUUUCCCCCACGCCCCUUGCUGAAGCGAAGCGGCUGAACUGCCUCUUCUCUUGCCAAUCCAUUGCGCCAACAGUCUGCUCCAGAUUUCUCAAGGUUGAAAUUUGGUGCCCUGCCCCAGCCAUGAGUGGCAGGAGAUUGGACAUCAAUGCGACGAAAUGUGGGACACAUUCAGCGCCAAGUAAAUCGAUGUAUCUUCAUACCACUAACGCUCAAAAAGUUGUCCGCUGUGAUGUUAAUGUUAGGGCACCAAGAGACUAUGAUGUUGAUUCCUACUCUGUGAAGCAUCACUUCCCGUCUCCUAUCAUUUCUUGGGUAGAAGACUUUCCGAGCUUUGGUGAUGCUUCUUUUAGCCCUAAUCCUGAAUAUGUGGAUGAGCAAGCUGGACCGUCUUCAGCAUCCAGUCAUUUGCAUGACAUGCAAAUAUCUGUAAGAUUGACUGAUGAAUUCAUGGAACUUGCAAAGGAGAAUACAAGCAAUAAUCUAGAGACUUGUGGGAUUCUUGGUGCUUCAUUUCGGGAUGGAAAGUACUUUGUGACUAUGUUGAUUAUACCCAAACAAGAAGGAACUGAUCAUUCAUGUCAGGCUGUUAAUGAGGAGGAGAUACAUGCCGUAUUAUCAGAGCAAUCACUUUACCCUGCAGGGUGGAUACAUACUCACCCUUCACAAACAUGCUUCCUAUCAUCGAUUGAUUUGCACACUCAGUACUCUUACCAGGUUAUGUUACCAGAGGCUGUUGCAAUUGUGGUUGCUCCCACCGAUCCUACUAGGAGCUAUGGAAUAUUUAGGCUGACCGACCCAGGAGGAAUGGAUGUGCUUAGCAAGUGCGAUGAAAGUGGGUUCCACACUCACCGAGAGACAACCGAUGGCAAUCCAAUCUAUGAAACCUGCUCCAAAUUGCACUUCAAACCUAAUCUGCGGUUUGAGAUUGUCGACCUGCGUUCUGUUCCGUGAUCAAUGAAAUUAAAGCUACAGCAGCUUGUGCUUCUUUAUGCUCCCUCUUGGCAAAAGUAUGUAGUGUAUACCAAAAACCUUACAGGUGAUGCAUGUUAGGUGGAUUUUCAUCAGCCGAAUGGGUGGGUCAUGAAAGCAAGAUGGUCAUGUUACUGAUCUGUGAUAUAACCCAAGCUUUGGCAUCUCUGCUGCCUGCUGGUAUUCAUCGGAAAUAGGCGCAACCGAAAAACUAGCACUUGUCUUAGGAAUCUGGCUGUUCAGUUCAGCCUUUGUGCUGGUAUCUGUAUGUAUUAUAUAACUCUGAAAAAAAAAAGGGCACUGAUUGUCUUGUA